AUGCAAUAAUCUAUAAUAAAUAAGGAACACUAUUAUUAGAAUUAAAGAAAUUCUGCUCAUUAGAACACACCUUAAAAGACAAAUAUUGCUUAUUAAGAGUAUAUUGCUAAUCGAUAAUCAGCUUCAAAAAGUCUUUCUUUAAUGUGUUAUAAUUGUGUCAAUAAUGAUAUCUCUGAUUAAAAGAAACAACUAAAAUAGAAAUUAAUUGAAUAAGAUAAAGCUUAUAUUUAAGAAAUAACUAAAUCCAUUAUAAAAUAGCAAGAGGAUGAAAGUACUUAGAUAAUAUAAAAAAAAUUAAAAGAAAGAGAAUUCUUAUAAAAAAGUUAUCAAGAGAGUCAAAAAUAUAAAGAAGAAAGAAAGAGUAAAGAAAAAUAGGACAAUGAAAAAUUAGCAUAAUAAAUUAAAAAAACUGAUAUUUAAGAUUAAAAUAGAAUCCAACAAGAAAUUAUUUAAUCAUAUUAUAAAAAGAAAUAAUUUAUGGAAAGUUUGAAUGAAUAAAUUAAAAAUAGAAAACUUAAAACUUAAACUGAUAGUCCAAAUGAAUGGUUUAAAGUAGGAGAUGAAGAAAAAACUGAAUAAAUUAUUUAAUAAAAAAAAAUCAUUGAAAAAAAUUUAUUAAAAUAACAAAGAGAUGAAUCAUUAAAAAUGAAAGAAUCUGUCUUAAAUGAAUAGGAAAAAUAAAGAAAAUUAUAAGAAAGAAAAUAAGUUGAUUAUUAGCAUUAGUUAGAUUAAUAACUCAAAUAAGCAGAAUAAGGUAAAAAGAAAUUAAUGGAAUCCUAAUAUUCUUAGUAUUUAAAAAAGACCAUUUAAGAACAAAAAGAAUAAAAAGUAUGCUUAUUAAAUAAUUUAGAGAAAUGAGAAAAUAAUGACAGCAGAAGAAUAUAGAUUAAAUUGCGACUUAAUCAAUAAAUAAAUAAAAAAUAGAGAAGAGAUCGAAUAAAAUUAAGAAAUUUAAAAAAAAAUGUAGUACAUCGAUGAAUUGAAUUAAUAAUAUAAAUAGUAACUAGAAUGUAAAGCUAAAGAUAAAUAAAAAAAUAGAUUUAUCGAACAGAAAUUAUCAGAAUCAAAUAAAAAAUACGAAUAUUUAAGAAAAGAAUUGGAAAAAACUAUUAAAAAAUCAUGUUAGAAAUGUAAUAAAAGUUAUGAUGCUAAAUGUCUAUCGAAAAGUAAAGUAUUUUGA
Messenger RNA from Paramecium sonneborni, 1180 nucleotides. NCBI's taxonomy places the organism in Eukaryota, Ciliophora, Oligohymenophorea, Peniculida, Parameciidae. The record is from the annotation of a GenBank genome assembly.